This is a messenger RNA of Prunus mume (Japanese apricot), 2087 nucleotides long. RefSeq names its product golgin candidate 6-like. Gene Ontology annotation, cellular component: endoplasmic reticulum; Golgi stack; ER to Golgi transport vesicle membrane. Lineage: Eukaryota; Viridiplantae; Streptophyta; Magnoliopsida; Rosales; Rosaceae. The record is from RefSeq and is a predicted model, not a curated record. Gene Ontology annotation, biological process: membrane fusion; intracellular protein transport; endoplasmic reticulum to Golgi vesicle-mediated transport.
GACCUCCGGUUCGGUGGUCGGCAACCCCUCCAAGACACGGUUAUCGAACCGUGAACAGCCCUACAAAAUCGAGAGAAAUUGAGAGAUAUUCUGUACCACUUAACCUACUCUGCUGGACAGCCCAAAUUUAAUCUCGGGCCAACUUAAGGUUGCUAGAAUUUCUGCGACAAAGGCUCUGUGUUCUUUUUUUAGUGGUUUGUGUUUAUUUUUGGGUUUUGGGUUGGGUUUUCUGUGCAAACCAAAAUAAGCUGUAAGUGGGCUCGAAGGCACAAUAACCCGAAAUGCUUCCGUCGAGGACGUAAGUUGCCAUUUGUACCUUUGCAUAUUUGACAUUGAUGGGUCUCGGGUCAGUGAGAAGAAAAAGAGUGUUAGCGUAGCUGUGCCAUGUUCUGCGUUUUGGGCAGGACUUAGAAUUUACCAAAACAAAAAAAAGAAGAAAAAAAAGAAAAAAGAUCCGCGAAAGCAAUAGUGAAUCUCUUAGAUUAGAUCGAUCACUUCAUAUCCCUCUCAUCGAUUCGUCAGCUUAAUUGAUUUUCUUCCCGGUCUCAGUUUCUCAAGCAGGAUUUCUCGAGUCUCAGUGUGACCUGAGAAAUCGGCAAUGGAUUUGGUCUCUGGUUACAAGGGGGUUGUAGGGCUCGUUUUUGGCAACGAGAAAUCUGGUUCUUCAAAUGAAGAUAGCUAUGUUGAACGCUUGCUCGAUUGUAUUAGCAAUGGUAAACUGUCAGAGGACAGGAGGACUGCUAUGUUCGAGCUUCAAUCUGUUGUGGCAGAAAGCUCUAAUGCACAGCUAGCAUUUGGAGCAAUGGGCUUUCCUGUUAUGAUGGGCAUAUUAAAGGAAGAACGCGAUGAUGUUGAAAUGGUUCGAGGUGCCCUAGAAACUCUUGUAAGUGCCUUGACUCCUAUUGACCAUGCAAAAGGCCCAAAGAAUGAAAUUCAACCUGCUCUAAUGAAUGCUGAUUUGCUCUCCAGAGAAGCAGACAACAUUUCACUUCUUCUGAGUUUGUUGUCAGAGGAGGAUUUCUAUGUACGAUAUUACACUCUUCAACUUUUGACAGCUCUUCUCACAAAUUCUCCAAAUAGGUUACAGGAAGCCAUUCUGACCAUACCUCGUGGUAUAACUCGCUUAAUGGAUAUGCUUAUGGAUCGUGAGGUUAUACGAAACGAGGCCUUAUUACUUCUUACUUACUUGACCCGUGAAGCUGAGGAAAUUCAAAAAAUUGUGGUCUUCGAAGGUGCUUUUGAAAAGAUUUUCAGCAUCAUCAAAGAAGAAGGUGGUUCCGAUGGUGGUGUUGUUGUGCAGGACUGUAUUGAAUUGCUGAACAAUCUUAUUCGGAAGAAUGGAUCUAAUCAGGUACUACUGAGGGAGACGAUAGGAUUUGACCCCUUCAUGUCAAUUUUGAAGCUACGAGGGAGUACUUACAGCUUCACUCAACAAAAGACAAUUAAUCUACUCAGUGCGUUGGAAACUCUUAAUUUGCUAAUAAUGGGAGGUUCGGAGGCUGAUCAUGGAAAAGAUGCAAAUAUGCUGACAAAUAGGACAACCCUCGUUCAGAAGAAAGUCUUGGACCAUCUUCUAAUGCUGGGUGUGGAAAGCCAGUGGGCACCUGUUGCUGUCCGUUGUGUAGCACUACGAUGUAUUGGUAAUCUGAUUGCUGGACAUCCCAAGAAUCUUGAUGCCCUUGCAAGCAAAUUUCUUGGAGAGGGGCCGCAGGAACCUGCUUUGAACUCAAUUCUUCGAAUCAUCUUGCGGACUUCCAGUAUGCAAGAAUUUGUUGCUGCAGAUUAUGUUUUUAAGAGCUUUUGUGAGAAAAAUGCUGAUGGCCAAACUAUGUUAGCGUCAACUUUGAUUCCUCAACCUCAUUCCAUGGCUCAUGCUCCUGUUGAGGAAGAUGUGCACAUGUCCUUUGGAAGCAUGCUAUUACAAGGUCUUGCAGCAUGUAACUUUGUUUAAAUUUAGUUACAAAAGGUAUACAUCUGACACAUGACAUUAGAAAUCCAGGCACUUAAACAAUUAUGGUUCAGCAUCUAUUGGGCUCAAUCCCACAUUAAUUGGUUCUCAGGGCCGAACAGCCUUUAAUGAAGUCCCU